This is a messenger RNA of Pan troglodytes (chimpanzee), 2164 nucleotides long. RefSeq lists its product as uncharacterized. NCBI's taxonomy places the organism in Eukaryota, Metazoa, Chordata, Mammalia, Primates, Hominidae. The coding region runs from base 1 to 549 and encodes 182 amino acids. The transcript has a single exon. The record is from RefSeq and is a predicted model, not a curated record.
AUGGCGACUCCCGGGACGCAGGAGCCAUCGUCCUCGAAACUGCUUUCGAGGCCGUGUUUUUGCGGCCGCCACCUUCGGGCAGAGGAACCCGACCGCGUUCUCCCCGCAGCGGGCGCUCAUCUCCCUUUCCCGUCCUCCCGGGACGCCCGUCUCCGGGCCUCGAGGAAUGAGUUGUUUUUCCACCUUAAGCCCCAGGCCUGGGUCUUUCAUCCCAGGGACGUCUUCUGUUUCGGACUCGGGGUGGAUUGGCCGCUGGCGGAACGAGUCCGUGACUCGCCAGUGACCGCCCAGGGCGGUCGCGGGGCCGCGCCGCCUCGGUGUCGGCCCGCAACCCAGCCUGCGCGCUUAGCUCAGCGCGUCGCCUCCGGUUUUCGGAAGAGGAGGCCCUUAAUUGGUUUGGAAUCCCGGGGUCUCCUGAAGGCGCUUCGUGGUGGGUUCCCACCUUCUGGUGAAGGCCUCCCUGCUCUCCCAGGGUUGAAAAGCGCUAUCCUUCGUGCUUCUCUUGUCACCUUUCUCCUAGUGGGCAUCACGUCGAGUCCACCCCUCUAGUUUAUGACUUGUGAAUUCUUUGAUAAGCAAAUCGUAGCCCAGAGCAGGCAUUUAUAAUGAGAUUCCAAUGUAUUCCGUUGAAAAUUACUAUUAUUUAGGCCGGUCGCGGUGGCUCACGUCUGUAAUCCCAGCACUUUGGGAGGCUGAGGUGGGCGGAUCACCUGAGGUCCGGAAUUUGAGACCAGCCUGGCCAAUAUGGUGGAACCCUGUCUCUACUAAAAAUACAAAAAAUUAGCUGGGCGUGGUGGCUCGCUUGUAAUCCCAGCUACUCGGGAGGCUGAGGCAGGAGAAUCCAUGAACCCGGGAGGCACAGGUUACAGUGAGCCGAGAUCACACCACUGCACUCCAGGCUGGACAACAGAGCGAGACUGUCUCCAAAAAAAAAAAAUUUUUUUUAUUAUUUAGAGAGAGGCUCUCAUAUUUUAGUUCUGUUGAAACUCUCCCAUUCUUUCUGAAACUUGGAUUUUUUUUGUGAAAACUUGAGUCUUAAAAACACAUCCAUAGUUCACCCUGAAGUUUGAAGACCUCACUUGACUGAUGGAGCGAGAGCCCCGCUAACCUGCACUCUGGUCUCUAAGGUGCAGUCAUCGAAAAGUCCUGAGCGGCCGUGCAGGUUUCCCGAUCUGGAAAAGAGCAAUGUUGCUGAGGACAGGAUGAGGUAGAUAAGGGGCUGCCCUUUGUUAUAGACCAGUUGCAUUUGCACUGAGGUUAGAAUUGGCAGCUAUGUUGAUUUUUAUCAAAAUCCAAGAUCGCGAUUCCAUAACUAAAAGCUUUAUAAACAACUUAAAAAUUGGCAGUGUUGGUAGGAAGAAAUAAAGGCACAAUCCAGAAUUGAGAGGUGAUUUGUGUUCUGUAGGGCAAGGACUUUUAUAAUCCCGCAGUGUGUACCUUGGUGUAUAGUUGUUAAGCCAAAUGCACAGUGCCUUAUGAGUACCAGGGUUCCUAUCAGACGAACUAGAAAAGGGGAUCCCAGACAUGCUGCUGCUGUUUCACUGUGGAGCAUGACUUAGCAAUCUUGAAACAGAUCUGACUUUUUGCUUGGCAGCACAAAAAUGAUGUUAUUUUAGAAACUCUGUUGGAAAGUAUAGGCAUGAAACUACUCUGAGGUGAGAGGCCUUCCUUUUCAGAAAAGUUUUAAUAAUGAAACACGAAGUAAUUAGCUUUUUUGUAUGUUUAGUGGCACAAUUUUUAAUUUCGUUGAAGUUUGUAAUAAUUUUAACUGCUUUUUAAUAUGUGUACCACUCAUUUAUAUGCAACCAUGGACAACUUUAAAAAAUUAUACUUUUGUGUUCUUUUUCUCCCUUUUAUUUUUAGUUAAUACAUAACACAUUUGUGGGAUACAAAGUGAUAUUUCAGUACAUGUAUACAAUGUGUAAUGAUCAAAGCACAGUAAUCAGCAUAUCCAUCACCUCAGAUAUUUAUCAUUUCUUUGUGUUGGGAACAUUCAGAAUUCUCUUUUCUAGCUUUUUGAAAAUAUACAAUAGAUUGUUGUUAAGUAUAUUUACCUUGAAAUACUACAGAGCACUAGAACUUAUUGAGCUGCAAUUUUGUAUCAACCUCUCCCCUCCUCCCACUAGCCUUCCCAGCUUCUAAUAAACCACAAUUCAAGUCUCUA